Messenger RNA from Neltuma alba, 2578 nucleotides. Its product is annotated as threonine--tRNA ligase, chloroplastic/mitochondrial 2. Lineage: Eukaryota; Viridiplantae; Streptophyta; Magnoliopsida; Fabales; Fabaceae. The coding region runs from base 18 to 2075 and encodes 685 amino acids. Gene Ontology annotation, biological process: threonyl-tRNA aminoacylation. Gene Ontology annotation, cellular component: cytoplasm; chloroplast stroma. Gene Ontology annotation, molecular function: threonine-tRNA ligase activity; ATP binding. The transcript is spliced from 8 exons. The record is from RefSeq and is a predicted model, not a curated record.
AUCCCCAUCGAAACUCCAUGGCUGUCAUACCCACAACUUCGUUGUUUUCUUCAAUUCCCUUCGUAAAGCCUUACACGACAUGUCUUCCCUAUAUUCUGAAACACUCUUCAAAAAUGGCUUCGAUGCACGCCGCACUCCAUGGGAGAAAUCUCAAGGCGAUGCUUCUCUACUACAACAGCAGGAAGUGGGUUUCAAUGGUCUCGGCUGUGGCUACUGAUUCGUUGGAGGCCACAGUUUCCACGGAGCAAAACCAGAACGAGAAGAAAGAGAAAGUUGUUCUUCCUACGAACGAGUCGUCACAGAGGCUUCUCAGAAUUCGUCAUACGUGUGCUCAUGUGAUGGCUAUGGCUGUUCAAAAGCUUUUUCCUGAUGCAAAAGUUACAAUUGGCCCUUGGAUUGAAAAUGGGUUUUAUUAUGACUUUGACAUGAAGCCUUUGACUGAUAAAGAUUUGAAGAGAAUCAAGAAAGAGAUGGACCGCAUUAUCAGAAGGAAUUUGCCCCUUGUAAGAGAAGAAGUUUCGAGAGAUGAAGCUCGGAGAAGAAUAAUGGCUUUGAAUGAACCCUACAAGCUAGAGAUUUUGGAUAGCAUUAAGGAAGAACCCAUCACAAUUUAUCAUAUUGGCAAUGAAUGGUGGGACCUAUGUGCUGGACCUCAUGUUGAAACUACUGGAAAUAUUAACAAAAUGGCAGUUGAACUUGAAUCUGUUGCUGGUGCCUAUUGGAGAGGAGAUGAAAAGAAGCCAAUGUUGCAGAGAAUCUAUGGCACUGCAUGGGAAAAUGAAGAGCAAUUGAAAGCAUACAUUCACUUUAAAGAGGAAGCUAAGCGUCGGGAUCAUAGGCGCCUUGGGCAAGAUCUUGAUUUAUUUUCAAUACAGGACGAGGCUGGUGGGGGUUUAGUAUUUUGGCACCCAAAGGGAGCUAUUGUGAGACACAUAAUUGAAGACUUAUGGAAAAGGGUUCAUAUGGAACGUGGUUAUGAUCUGCUGUACACACCUCAUGUGGCUAAAGCAGAUCUUUGGAAAAUCAGUGGCCAUUUAGACUUCUACAAAGAGAAUAUGUAUGAUCAGAUGAAUAUUGAAGAAGAGCUUUAUCAACUUCGACCAAUGAAUUGCCCAUAUCAUAUUUUGGUAUACAAAAGGAGGCUUCAUUCUUAUCGAGAUUUCCCUAUCAGGGUUGCAGAAUUGGGAACUGUUUAUAGAUACGAGUUAUCUGGAAGCCUACAUGGCCUUUUCCGUGUCAGAGGCUUCACCCAAGAUGAUGCACACAUAUUUUGUUUAGAUGACCAGAUUAAGGAUGAAAUCAGAGGUGUAUUAGAUCUUACUGAAGAAAUAUUGCUGCAAUUUGGUUUUGACAAGUACGAAGUAAAUUUAUCUACAAGGCCCGAGAAAUAUGUUGGAGAUGACGAUAUAUGGGAAAAAGCAACUUCUGCUUUGAGAGAUGCUUUGGAUGAUAAAGGGUGGUCCUAUCAAGUUGAUGAAGGGGGAGGUGCAUUUUAUGGGCCAAAGAUUGAUCUCAAAAUUGAGGAUGCUCUUGGUAGGAAGUGGCAAUGUUCAACCAUACAGGUUGACUUUAAUUUACCACAGCGUUUUGACAUCACUUAUGUGGACUCCAACACCGAGAAAAAGCGACCUAUAUUGAUCCAUAGAGCAAUUCUUGGAUCCUUGGAACGAUUCUUUGGCGUUCUGAUAGAGCAUUAUGCUGGUGAUUUUCCAUUAUGGCUUUCUCCGGUGCAAGCACGGGUUUUACCAGUUACUGAUGCCCAAGAAACAGCAGAUUAUCUAGAGCUGAAAAGAUAUAUUUGUAUCUUCACACAGCUUGGAUAUUGCAAUGAUGUGACCGACCAACUUAAAGCAAAUGGAAUUCGAGCUGAAGUCUGCCAUGGAGAGCGCCUGCCAAAGCUCAUAAGAAAUGCAGAGAAGCAGAAGAUUCCAUUGAUGGCAGUUGUGGGUCAAAAGGAAGUGGAAACACACACAGUUACAGUUAGAUCAAGGUUUGCAGGAGAGCUUGGAACCAUGUCUGUUGAUGACUUUAUCAGCAGAAUUAAGUUAGGGACAGAAAGCUCAACAUCUUCAUGAGAUUACUUCAAUUAGAUGAUGAUGGCCAUUCUAUUUGCUCGAGGUAAGAUUGGAACAAUUUGAGACACUUUGAGAGGUAACAAACUUUGUACAUUAGGAAGUUGAAUCCAGAUCCCUUGAAGCUGUUUCCUCGUAAGUUGCGUGUAAGUGUACGAAAUGUAGAUUUAAUCAUGAGUUGGGUUUAAUUAAUUUACAAAAAAAAAAAAAAGGAACAAGUAAAAGGAAACAAGGUUGCGGAAACAGUAUACUCCUCAAAGAAUCGAUUUCGGAGGAUCCUGGUAAUUACUUAACUAAGCCCAUGCAUGAACAUGUGCUCCAGGUGAUAUUUUAAGUAAAUGCAGUUUGAAGCUGUGUAUUGGAACCAAGACAGGUGUAUACUAAGGAGACUAUUAAUGGGAUUUUGUAUAUCUAAGUUGAGCAUUAUUUAAUGUGCUAUGGCUUGAUUGUUAGAUACCGCACAUUGUUUUAUGCCAACUCAAUAAAGAAAAUUGUAAUAUGCCGAA